AUGCUCAGAAUAACAAAGGAAACACGGCAUUGCAUAUGUACUAUUUUACUUAUACAAGAACUUUGUGCUGGAAUUUUUUUUGUGACACGGCAUUGCAUAUGUACUAUUUUUCUUAUACAAGAACUUUGUGCUGGAAUUUUUUUUGUGACACGGCAUUGCGUAUGUGCUAUUUUCAUUAUCACCAUAGGUCCAUCGAGUACGAGUUUUUUGGUGAGAGCGAAGCACUUUUGCGACAUGGCGCUAGCGGCACUCUGGAGAACGCCUCAGGCCAUCGAGCUAUCACAGGCCUCGACGGCACGAAAAUUAAGAGUGACGGAUGGGACUCGCCAUUGCGCCUAUUGAAAGCUGCCGAAACGAAAGAGGCUAUGGAAGAGGCGUACUACUGACUCGACUUCUGGAUCUUUAUUGAAAUAGCGAAUAGAUUAGCCUACCAUUGGUACUAUGUCUUGCCGUAUGAAUCAUAGAGACGCUAGUCAUAGCGGCAGCAUUGAUGGGGGUAUGCCUCUACGGAUCAGUAGUAGUGAAAGAGGUGCCUCCAGUCAGUAGUAAGCUUCUUUCAUUAGCGAAAGAGGCUACUACGAUUGAGAAGCUGCUUCCGUUAACGACUAAGAAGCGUACUACUGACUAGACGUCUGGAAGAUUUUUUUACAGAGACUACAUAAUAACCCGACUCAUCGAUCCUAGUAGAUCCUAGUAGACCUCUAGUAGUAGAUCCUAGAGACUACAGAAUAGCCAGACAUCUAGACUAGACAGAUACUUCCUGGACAAAUAAAGCAACCGGGUAGUUUUCACCUCUUUUUGCUCUAGGUCUAGCCCUUCAUGCAGAAACUAUACUAGCUUCGUUCUGACUCCUGCCGCAAUCGUGGAAUAUUGAUUAUUGACCCAUCCGCAACAACCUCCAUCCAACUAGGCUCAACGCCUUAGAGACAGUCGGCGAUGGGUAUGUGGAGAAGGUGGCGCUGGUACAGACGGGUUUGAAGAAAAAGAGGGAGUUUCCGGAUAUCUGGGAUAACGAUCGCUUCACGAAAAUCCUGAAAAAGCCUGAUAGCUGGUUCCUGAAAAAGGACACCAAGGCAGACGAGGGAGAGGAAAAGGCAGCAGUACGUAUGCUGAUGGAGGACGGCGAUGGGGAGCAGCCUGCUGCGAAAGAGGAGUAAAAAUCUUCACUCGUCGUGUAGAUUGUUGACUUAAGCAACAGCCUAGUAGUUUGUUAUUGUCGUCUCUAAAAAAAUAACAAUAAUUCGUUUGUCUUUGUUAUUGUCUUCUGAAUAUUCUGAGGUAUGUUUACAGGCUCUUCAUCCUCCUGGUUUUUACACAGAUAGAGUUAGAGAUGUACUUAGCGUUGUUGAAAAACAAUAGACAAUGUCCUCCACCACUGUGAAUAUUUCACGAAUUUAAAUGCAUGAAUAAUUGUAACAAAACUAUAAGAAUGCGGAACAAUAAGAUAUGAAGAGUUAUUAAGAAGAGUCAUAUAUGAUAUACUUUACGGAGUCACGAAGAAGUUCUAUAACUAUAUUCUGUGCCAUCCACCUAAAGAUCCACACAGUACGCAGAACAGUACGCCGAGGCGUGCCUAACAUCAAGUACGUCUAGCUGCAGUGGCAGGUGUGUGCUCAAAUGCCUGCCAGUCGUCUACCUUCCCCUUCGUCAAGUACGACACUGUAUUUCCAGUUGGAGCUUUUAGUUAUAGUGUUUAGAAAACUUCUGCUAAUCCCAAAACCAAAGCCAUCAAUCAUACACAUUCAGACUCUUUAGGUGGAUGGAUGAGAAUUCAUAGAUACAUUACAACUAUCAAUAUCGACGAAGACAGGACUUGUUGAUCUAUCAAUGUACCUAACAAAUUGUUGCUUUGUUAAUGAUUUCACCAAAGCCAUCUACUUAGCCAAUGCAUGUUCUCAGAAGUCUUACCAAUUGAUACAUCUUACCAAUAGAUAGCGCCAUCUAGUUAAUAUUUUCACUUAGACAGCAGUCACAGUGACACAACUUUCCUCGACCGAAUGAAGAAGAAAAGCCAAACACUAACAACCAACAAGCAGACUAGCUUGGCAAACAAAGUGUCGCCAAAGUUACACAUUUGGCGUCUUAGGUCUUUCAGGUUUUUUUUCGAAUUUCCCAGGUCGAAGAAAAU
Messenger RNA from Amoebophrya sp. A25, 2128 nucleotides. NCBI's taxonomy places the organism in Eukaryota, Dinophyceae, Syndiniales, Amoebophryaceae. The record is from the annotation of a GenBank genome assembly.